CCGCUACUCUCUUAUCAGUAGCGCCGUAGCUUGUACAACAAAGUUGCAACUGUGUUCGCCGAAACUCGAGCCUAUAUCUACUUGUUGAUUCUUUGAGCACUUCUUUGCACAUAGCCAGGAGGAAUAUAGCUUGUCAUUAUGGACGAAAUCGCCCCAGAGUACGAUGUUGUGGUUCUUGGUACCGGUCUGACCGAGUGUGUUCUGUCCGGAGUUCUCAGUGUGAAGGGCAAGAAAGUGCUGCACAUUGACCGCAACGAUUACUAUGGCGGAGAGGCAGCUUCUGUCAACAUCGAGACUCUGUUCAAGAAGUACGGAAACUAUAACGCGGGUGAGGAGCCAUGGAAGAAGUACGGCCGUGCCAACGACUGGAACAUCGAUCUGGUAUCCAAGCUGCUCAUCUCAAGCGGAGAGCUUACCAACAUUCUCGUUUCAACGGACGUAACAAGAUACCUUGAAUUCAAGCAAAUCGCUGGCAGCUACGUGCAGCAGAGCUCUGGACCAAAGGCGACUGUCGCCAAGGUUCCCUCUGAUGCGAAGGAGGCCCUGACCUCUUCCCUAAUGGGCAUUUUCGAGAAAAGGCGCAUGAAGUCGUUUAUCGAAUGGGUUGGAACUUUCAACGAGGGUGAUUCUGCUAGCCACAAGGGCCUGAACAUCCAAGCAUGCACGAUGAAGGAAGUCUACGACAAGUUCGGAUUAGAAGCAACCACCCGCGACUUCAUCGGACAUGCCAUGGCAUUAUACACAACCGAUGACUACAUUACCGCGGCAGGAGGAGCACCAGAGACUAUCGAGCGUAUCCGUCUCUACGGUAACUCUGUUGCUCGUUAUGGAAAGUCCCCAUACAUCUACCCGCUUUACGGUCUUGGUGAGCUUCCUCAGGGAUUUGCUCGUCUGUCUGCUAUCUACGGUGGCACUUACAUGCUCAACACCAACCUUGACGAGGUUACAUACGACGGAAACAAGGCUGUUGGUAUUAAGGCAACCAUGAAGGAGCGUGGCGAUGAGGGCGACGGAAUGACCUUCAGCACCAAGGCCAAGAAGAUUCUUGGAGACCCAUCCUACUUCCCGGGCAAGGUCCAGGUUGUUGGCCACGUCCUCAAGGCGAUUUGCAUUUUGAACCAUCCCAUCCAGGGCACCGACAAUAGCGACUCGUGCCAGCUUAUCAUUCCCCAAUCGCAGGUCGGAAGAAAGAAUGAUAUUUACAUCGCCAUGGUCUCUUCCGCACACAACGUAUGCCCCAAGGGUUACUACAUCGCCAUCGUCUCUACAAUGGCCGAGACCAACGCAAACCACCACCUGGAGCUCGCACCCGGCUUCGAGCGCCUCGGCAGGAUCGAGGAGAAGUUCAUGGGCCCACCAAUCCCACUCUACGAGCCGCUCGAGAGCGGCGUCAACGACAACAUCUUCAUCUCCAAGAGUUACGACGCCACCAGCCACUUCGAGACCACCACCGAUGAUGUCAAGAACAUUUACCUCAGGGCUGAGGGACACGAGCUGGUUGUUGAGGGACUACGCGAGGGAACGAACUUGGUUGGUGAGGAGUAGGAGGAGGAGAUGUGAAUAGAUGAGCAAACUCGUUGGUGCCUAUCAUUGCUAAUAUCGGAAUACCUCGUCGAAAAAUAUCUAUGAAAUUAUGCCAAAUCUGCUCUUUUGUACUGGUAAUGAGAGGCGCAUGAAGCUCGAAGAAUAUUUUUAUGGAGGCUUUUGCAGGUGAUGUUUUGGAGCAAAAUUGUACGACCAUCCACCAAAUCCGGAC
Molecule: messenger RNA, 1756 nt
Organism: Pseudogymnoascus destructans
Lineage: Eukaryota; Fungi; Ascomycota; Leotiomycetes; Thelebolales; Thelebolaceae
Gene: GDI1
Product: rab GDP-dissociation inhibitor
Exons: 8
Coding region: 139-1545 (468 amino acids)
Biological process (GO): vesicle-mediated transport; protein transport; small GTPase-mediated signal transduction
Cellular component (GO): cytoplasm
Molecular function (GO): Rab GDP-dissociation inhibitor activity
Source: RefSeq, a predicted model, not a curated record